Molecule: messenger RNA, 673 nt
Organism: Drosophila santomea
Lineage: Eukaryota; Metazoa; Arthropoda; Insecta; Diptera; Drosophilidae
Exons: 2
Coding region: 150-506 (118 amino acids)
Source: RefSeq, a predicted model, not a curated record
GUCCGCAAAUGCCCCGUAUUACUUGAGUUUACAUUCCCAUUUCAAUCAAUUCCCAGCACAAGGAAUUCAGAUAAGCAAACACAUUUCAAUAAAGUGGCUGCUCAAUAGGGAAUAGGGAAAGCUCAAUAUUUGUUUCAAUUGUGUCCGCAAUGAAAAAUGUCAGCGGAAGUGGCCGAACUUUCCGAAUGACACAAUCCAUUAACGCAGACACUACACUGCACAAAAAGGCUGCAAUAACUAGAUUUACUGCUUCGAAAAUGGGGAAGUAUGUGUCUGUCUGCAACGAAAUGCUGAUGCUCUUCGGCAUGAUUUACGUCGACAAUUAUCGCAACAAGCCGUGCUCCGGGAUCUACUUGACAUUAACAUCGUUUUACCGGCUAGGACCUUGCACCUCCUGGUCCUCUCCCCGUCCACGUCCUCGUACUCAUGACGCCCCUUGGACCGAAUCGCUUAUGUUGGCGGAUGGCAAGGACGCGGAUGCUAAGGGGACUCCUAGGAAAUCCUAGGAAAGAGAUCAAUUUAGCGGCCAGCAGUCUGUGGCAGUGAUAAAAAAGCACGGCCAUGUCAGCACAACACAAUCCAACUCCCGGCGACGUCACGCAGUGAUUAAUUAUGCUUGAAAGACAAACAAGCAGCAUAUGCUCCUGGGCAAGGCUUAUGCCUACAUACAUAU